CAAACAAAAUCUCUCACGCUGUGUGAAAUUGCACUUCCACUUCCACUUCCAUCGGCCCUUGUAAUUUUCCCGUACAAAAAAAAAAAUAAAAACUCCCCUGUUCCCUGAAAACUCAGAAAAUCUCAGAGCUUGCAGAAAACUGAGAGGAUGAAGAUAUCCAGUUUCAUGCUUCUGCUACCAGUCAUGCUUCUUGCUCUCUCUCGCAUCUCCGCUAUCGUAGCGGAAGACGCGAGAGAGCAGCAGGUGAAAAAGACUUACAUCAUUCACAUGGACAAGUCCGAAAUGCCGGCGAGUUUUGAAGAUGAUCAUUUCCAAUGGUAUGAUUCUUCUUUGAAAUCCGUGUCGAGUUCAGCCGACAUGCUUUACACUUACAAGACCAUAAUCCACGGCUUCGCCACCAGGCUAACCGCCGAGGAAGCUGAGCUGCUUGGGAAGCAGUCGGGAAUUCUGUCCGUUCUGCCCGAAAGGAGGUACGAGCUGCAUACAACUCGGACGCCCGAGUUUCUUGGAUUAGGAAAGAGUGAAGCCCUCUUGCCGGCGUCGGGUAAAGUGAGUGAAGUGAUUGUCGGAGUGGUGGACACUGGCGUGUGGCCUGAGCUCAAAAGCUACGACGACACAGGGCUCGCGGCGGUACCAAGUGGCUGGAAAGGGGUGUGUGAGGCGGGAACAAACUUCAGCUCCUCAAACUGCAACCGGAAACUCAUAGGCGCGAGGUUUUUCUCGAAAGGGUAUGAAGCUACAGUUGGACCAAUCGAUGUGAAAACAGAAUCGAAAUCACCACGAGAUGAUGAUGGCCACGGAACCCACACCUCAUCCACUGCAACCGGUUCCGCAGUUUCAGGAGCUAGCCUCUUUGGUUAUGCUUCGGGGACAGCGCGAGGGAUGGCGCCACAAGCUAGAUUGGCCGCGUACAAGGCGUGCUGGCUUGGUGGGUGUUUCGGCUCUGAUAUCACAGCUGCAAUGGAGAAGGCCGUGGAAGACGGUGUCGAUGUUUUAUCUUUGUCUAUUGGGGGAUCACAGUCUGAAUAUUACAGAGACACUGUUGCUAUUGGAGCUUUCUCUGCCGCGGCGCAGGGGAUCCUUGUGUCGUGUUCAGCUGGUAAUGGAGGACCGGAAGCAGGGAGCCUGUCCAACGUUGCGCCUUGGAUAACUACAGUGGGUGCUGGAACAUUAGACAGGGAUUUCCCGGCUUUUGUUAACCUCGGAAGUGCAAAGAAAUACAGAGGUAUAUCACUGUAUAGGGGAACAUCCUUAUCUAGGGGAUUGCUUCCGCUUGUAUAUGCUGGCAAUGCAAGUGUCUCCUCCAGUGGCGGGCUAUGCGCUCCUGAAAGUCUGACUCCCUCAAAGGUUGCAGGGAAAAUUGUGGUAUGUGAUCGAGGGGGAACCCCUAGGGUCCAAAAGAGUUUGGUGGUGAAAAAGGCCGGCGGUUUAGGGAUGAUUUUGACGAACACUGAUGCUUACGGAGAGGAACUUGUUGCGGAUGCGUAUCUACUGCCUACAGCAGCGGUUGGUGCGAAAGCUGGUGCUGCAAUAAAAAGCUAUAUUGCCUCGCAAUCUAAUCCUACAGGCACAAUUGCGCUUGGAGACACGGAGUUAGAUGUGCAGCCCUCUCCCGUGGUGGCAUCAUUCAGCUCAAGAGGACCGAACCUAGUCACCCCGGAAAUACUCAAACCAGACCUAAUAGCACCGGGAGUAAAUAUCCUUGCUGGGUGGACUGGUGCGAUUGGACCAACCGGACUAACCGAAGACAAGAGGCAUGUCACCUUCAACAUCAUUUCGGGUACUUCCAUGUCAUGCCCGCAUGUGAGUGGUUUGGCCGCCCUUGUCAAGGCCGCUCAUCCAGAAUGGAGCCCUGCAGCCAUUAAGUCUGCACUCAUGACUACAUCCUACACAGCAUACAAAACUGGAGAAACCAUCAUAGAUGUAGCAUCUGGAAAUCCUGCAACGCCGUUUGAUUAUGGUGCUGGGCAUGUGGAUCCGAUGGCAGCCCUCGACCCUGGCCUUGUUUAUGAUAAUGCGGUCGAGGACUACUUCAGCUUCCUCUGCGCCUUGAAUUAUAGCUCAACUGAGAUCAAACUAACCACUCACAGAGACUUCACUUGCGAUACAAGCAAGAAAUACAGGCUUGGAGAUUUCAACUACCCGUCUUUUGCUGUUCCCCUAGAAACAUCUUCUGGCACAGGGGGUGGAACAGGUGCUUCAACAACUGUAAAAUACACAAGGACACUGACCAAUGUGGGUACCCCAGGAACAUACAAGGUCACGAUAACUUCACAGGCGCCAUCAGUGAAGAUCUCGGUUGAGCCACAAUCACUGACUUUCAGUCAAGCAUACGAGAAGAAAACAUAUACCGUGACUUUUGUUGCUGGUUCUUCACCAUCCGGUACAAGCAGCUUUGCUCGGUUGGUAUGGUCCGAUGGGAAACGCACAGUAGGCAGUCCAAUUGCUUUCACCUGGAUAUAAUUUUGAACAGCAGCAUUGAACAACUGAUCUAACUCAGAUCAGGGGUUUUAAGGUUCCUGCAAAAAGCCCAAUUGUAUAUUUCUUAGUAUGUUGUGAAAUUAUCCUGUACCUCUCUUGUAUCGUAGCAACAGCGCGAAUGUAGCCGGUUCAUGUGUUUUUUUCUUCACAGUUGAAGUUAAAAUGGGAAAGAAGAACAGAUGGAAAAUAAUUGUACAGGAAACUGUGUGAGGAAUGGACAUGGGGGCAUUGAAAAGAAUUACCAAUUUGUAUUCAUAUAUAUAAUAUGUAGCCAAAAUAUAUGGAUGAUAUAAUCUUCCAUUUUCUCA
Messenger RNA from Malus domestica (apple), 2789 nucleotides. RefSeq names its product subtilisin-like protease SBT1.7. Lineage: Eukaryota; Viridiplantae; Streptophyta; Magnoliopsida; Rosales; Rosaceae. Gene Ontology annotation, molecular function: serine-type endopeptidase activity. The record is from RefSeq and is a predicted model, not a curated record. Gene Ontology annotation, biological process: proteolysis.